AUGCUGUGCAAUCCAACAGGCAAGGCACAUGCCUUUCGUGCUGUUGAUUGGCUGGUCGAACGAAACAACUUGUAUACCAAAGUCAUUUAUUCUGGAACAGGUCUGAACUGCACCAUCGAUCAUAUCAUUAACGAGUCGCCUUUGAUUGAAGUAUACUGGAACUGCCAUGUUACAAUUGAGAAUGCUUUUCAUCUUUCACAGUGUACCAUUCGACAUGCCCCUCCCAACAUGACAAAAACUUAUCCAUCGAAUGGACGGACUACAAAGCACGUCAUUGACGAUAAGCUCGCUGAUGGUGUUAUGCUGCUGCAGAAGGGGGCAGGCUUAUUACCUGGAAAUGAAGAUGACAAGGCUGCUCAGAUUGAAGCUGAUGACUUGUGGGAGAAUUGA
This is a messenger RNA of Suillus fuscotomentosus, 390 nucleotides long. RefSeq lists its product as uncharacterized. The coding region runs from base 1 to 390 and encodes 129 amino acids. NCBI's taxonomy places the organism in Eukaryota, Fungi, Basidiomycota, Agaricomycetes, Boletales, Suillaceae. The transcript is spliced from 2 exons. The record is from RefSeq and is a predicted model, not a curated record.